ACUCUUAAAUCUUCAGAUCGCUGGCAGUUGCUCGUUCGUGUAGAUCGACAACGUUCCGUGAAUAUUUUUCUCAGUCACUAAAUUUGUAUAUUCGAAAAUGGUGUUCAGUGUAAGGAAUCUGUUGUGUCUAACCAUUCUGGCAGUCUUGGCCAGCACGGGCUAUGCUAUCCAUUGCUAUCACUGUGACUCGCUAUUCAAUUCUAAGUGCGGCCAGGAGUUCGAAGCUGAUGCGGGCAAUUUGUUUGACUGCAGUCGCGUUACUCUUCCUCGCUAUCUCUCCCAAUAUUUCCAAGUUCGCAAUGCCACAGGCUGCAUGAAGAAGGUUCUGGAACGUUUGCCCGGUGAUCAACUAAUUAUACGUAGCUGUUACUUUGGCGAUGUGAACAACAAGGAAGGAUGCCAAUCGGAUAAGGCUCUGCCCCCUGUCAAGGUGUUGGCUUGCGAUAUCUGCACCAAGGAUAACUGCAAUGGUUCCGGCUAGUUUGAUCCCAUUGAGGGUGCAAUAAUCCUGUUCUUUGGUAUGAUCCAUUUAUUGGGUUAAGAGUUUCCUAAAAGUUUCUCACAUCUUCUCUUCUCAAAUAUUCAUAAAUUAAAGAA
Molecule: messenger RNA, 597 nt
Organism: Drosophila sulfurigaster albostrigata
Lineage: Eukaryota; Metazoa; Arthropoda; Insecta; Diptera; Drosophilidae
Exons: 3
Coding region: 98-481 (127 amino acids)
Biological process (GO): regulation of synaptic transmission, cholinergic; sleep; positive regulation of voltage-gated potassium channel activity
Source: RefSeq, a predicted model, not a curated record